UUUUCUUUACAGUACAACUAGUGAGUAAACUAAUUAAAUAGACAAUAGAAGUGCAAUAUUAUAUUGCUAUAAUGGCUGCUUCGGUAAGAGCUCAUUGGGGCUACGAUAUGCUCAAAAAAAUGGCAGUAGAAGGCGCCAAUAAACAGGAUCUCGACGAGCUAAAAAGCAUGUUUGCCUCUGAAAUAGGAUCCAUUAGAAAAAGUGAUCGCAUUUCGACCGUAGAAGAUCUCAUUGACUGCCUGGAACGCAAUGAUCAAAUCAACGAGGAGAAUGUGGAACCGCUGCGCAGCAUAGCUGCUGGGAACGUGCAAUUGCAGGAAGCGUUAAACGAAUAUCAACCUAUGCCAAUUUCUCGGACAUUUAACUAUUACCAAGAUCAACGUUUGGCGGAGGAAUUACAGCAGCAGCUACAUAUUAACAAAGUACGUGCACAGCCAGCUGUGCCACAGCAACAGAAAUACGUAACAGUGGCUGCAUUUACGGAAGAGAAGCGUUCGGCGGUUUAUAAAAAGAUAUCACAAGAGCUGGGUCGCUCUUGGCGCGAGCUAGGCCGCAGACUGGAUAUCAGCGAAGGCACUAUGGAUGACAUAGAGCAACGCUUUCCAAAUGAUCUUAAGUCACGCAUACUACGACUUUUGCAGUUGUUUGAGGACGACGAGUGCAAUGAUCCCAGACAAUUGUUGGUGCAGCUCUGUCGGGGUCUAGGCGAAUGCGGUCGUAAUGACUUGCGGCGCAAGGUGGAGCAGAUCAUGUCACAUUAGUGAUUCCAUAGAAUUAAGUGUCUAUUGUGUACAUAAAAUCAUAAGUGCUAUAAUUUUAAGAGAGGUCUUUUUUUACAUAUGUUGAUCCCAAAACAAAGCUCUGAUGUCUACGCUUUGGAACAUCGCCUUUUUUCAAAUUAAAUACUACUUCAAAACAUUG
Messenger RNA from Drosophila busckii, 921 nucleotides. RefSeq names its product fas-associated death domain protein (gene Fadd). The transcript has a single exon. Lineage: Eukaryota; Metazoa; Arthropoda; Insecta; Diptera; Drosophilidae. Bases 72 to 761 code for a protein of 229 amino acids. Gene Ontology annotation, molecular function: protein binding. Gene Ontology annotation, biological process: signal transduction. The record is from RefSeq and is a predicted model, not a curated record.